AUGCUCUCGUCAGGAAGAGACACCCAAGGCCCAGUUGACGGUGACGUUAGCACUGAGAUACACAAUGACACAUACGACGCCAUUUCGCCAUCCAACUUCAAUUUCGACGGUGUAGCAGUCCUCAUCACUGGCGCAAGUCGAGGGCUUGGCCUCGCCAUGGCCAUCUCGUUUGCCAAAGCAGGCGCAUCUCACAUCGCCAUUGGAGCACGCUCUGACCUUUCCAGUUCUUCGGCCUCGAUUAUUGACGCUGCUUCCAAAGCAGGCCGUAAGCGACCAACGGUCCUGGAACUCAACAUGGAUGUCUCAGAUCCUGCCAGUGUAGAUGGCGCAGCUGCAAGGAUCCGCUCCGAAUUCGGUCGUCUAGACAUUGUGGUCAAUAGCGCUGGGAUCCUCGCAGGCGAUGGGAACAUUGUUGAUAGUGAUCAUGAGGAGUGGGCGCGGAACUUUGACAUCAACACCAAGGGGCUGUAUUUAGUCUUGCAUGCGUUCAUUCCGCUGUUGCUAAGUUCCGAAGGCAAGAAGACUGUCGUCAACGUCAGUAGCAUCGGUGCGCAUUGCGUCUCGCCGACCUUGAGUGGAUAUCAGAUCAGCAAGCUGGCCACCCUUCGAUUAGCCGAAUUUGCUACCGCGGAGUAUGGAGACAAAGGAUUGUUGGUGUACUCCAUACAUCCAGGCAGUGUAGCCACCGAUAUGGUGUUGCAACAGUGGCCUCAAUCUCCAGAACUAAGUAAAGCGUUUGCUGAUAAACCAGAACUAGCAGGUGACUCUAUUGUUUACUUGACAUCUGAGAAGAGAGAUUGGCUGGCUGGUCGAUAUAUCAAUGUGACACGAGAUCUCCCCAAACUAAUAGAGAAGAAAGAAUGGAUCGUACAAGGAGAUAGGCUUAAGGUUAAAUUAAGUAUUUAG
Molecule: messenger RNA, 906 nt
Organism: Fusarium tjaetaba
Lineage: Eukaryota; Fungi; Ascomycota; Sordariomycetes; Hypocreales; Nectriaceae
Product: short-chain type dehydrogenase
Exons: 3
Coding region: 1-906 (301 amino acids)
Source: RefSeq, a predicted model, not a curated record